Messenger RNA from Paramecium sonneborni, 595 nucleotides. Lineage: Eukaryota; Ciliophora; Oligohymenophorea; Peniculida; Parameciidae. The record is from the annotation of a GenBank genome assembly.
UAUCAAUUAAUGUCUAUUAGAUAUUAUGCUUUACAAUCCAUAUUACUUUACACAUGUCUAAAUACCAUAUAAUUACCUUUAGAAACUCUAUAUCAUACAAUUUACUAAUCAAGGGCUUAUUUAUCUAUCAUUCCUCUAAGCAUCAUUAUUAUUUACGACACUCAAAAUAUUACCUAAACCUAAAUAUUGGGCAAGAAAUAAGUUUUGGAAAUUAUUACCUUAUACUUAAACAACACUUACUAUCUUUUGGAUUAUUAAUCGUUUUCUUAUACCAAAUCAAGGAUUACAAUUUGUCUUCCCUAAAUAAAUAUAACACAUCUAAUCAUCAAAUCUUUUGCAAACACCUUUGCUAUAUCAUAGAUAAUAUGUUAUUAAUAAGUUAUUAGCUUAUCAAUAAGAAUAAUCAUAAACUACAAAAAAACAAAAAUUAUCCCUCAAUUAAAAAUUAAAGGAUGCCAAUUAAAUCAUUAUUGAUUAAUCUCUAGAUAAUUCUAGAGUGAGAUCUAUUUAUUAAUUGGACUUCAAUUAAUCACUCUACUCUGAUAUUUUACUCUACAAAAAAGAGUUAGCUAACUUUAUGAUCAAAUCCAUAUGA